AUGGAAGCUCUUUCUCAACUUGCCUGCACCAGAUCCUCCCAAAAAAUCUCUCCGCAAAGUGUGCCUACCUCACUUCCGAAAGGUUCAACUAGUGCUGCUAUUUACAACUACGACGAAGAGUUUUCGGUUGAUUGGAAACCCCUUCCUGAUGAUUAUUUUGAUAAUUUGAUAGAAACAUUUCCAUCAUACUGCAAUCAAAAUGUAGCAUCGUCGAUUUUCUGUCUUGGCAGUAUUACUAAAGUCGAAAACCGUUCCACGAGCUUAUGGAAUGAUACAGAAGAGGAAAUUUGGAGACAUUGUGAUAAGAAGGGGCCCAGCAUUGUGUUACAGUUUUGGAAUUUGAUCUUGCUCGAAGUUGUGGCGAUUGUUCACGGUCUUGGUGAGACAGUUUAUUGUCGCCAUGAAAAAUCUAUUAUGGGGCCUGAAAAUUUGACAGUGAGUCCUGUUAAAUCUAUCAUGCUCGGAAGCCUUGAGUAUGAUAAUUUUGACCCGUUCUUCUCCAUUGUAUUAAAAUCAUACGGACUACAUGAAUUGAUUUGCAAUGGCACUCUUCAAAGUGGCUCGUUAACUCGUCAAGUUAUCAUCAGUAUGUUGAACGGAUCAACAGAUUCUUUCAUCCUUUCGGAUUAUUUCACCAAUAUUGUUUUCAUGUUGAAAGAUAAUCUGGGUUUGGAAGCCCGGGCUAAAGAGAUCCGGGCUUCCAAUAAUAGAAUAUGGAAAGAGGUUGAAACAAAAAGCAGACGAAUGGCAGAGCUUGAGUGGGAAAUUAUGGAAGAAAAGUUCAUGAAGAAAAAACAUGGGCUACUGGAAAAAAUAGCUAAGAUAAAAAAGUUGAAAAAUGACGCUAACGAAUUGGCUCAGCAACGUCUUGCAAUUUCAAUUAAGAUAUCUUACAGAAUCUUCAAAAAUGAUGAUAUGAAAUGCCCAAUAAAUAUGGUAUUAGCCAGUUUAAUUCACCAUCGUAAUAACUACACAGAUGAUCAAGUUGAAAAUGUGCAAUUGAAAACAGAGAGAUUAAGAGGGAUUUUGAGCAACAACGCAAGAGGUAGUUACAAUGAAGAGUGCACAAAUUUGCAAAGUGAUAAUCCUCAUUUUUUAUACAUCAUUUCGAUGACUGUUGGUGCGUGCUAUAGGUUCUUUCCUGAUUUUCCUAAGAUAAGUGCUCCUUGUGAGAGAAUUGUGAUGAAAGUUUAUGAUCCUGAUUUCAUUCAAGAUUAUAAAAAGAUAUCUAGAACUGGAAGACCGGGUCUGGUGGAUAGAAGGUGUAUGGAAGCUGCUGCCCAGAAGUUCGACAAAGAAAUCAUGACCUAUCGCACUAUAUUUGAUCAUAAUUUACUGUGCACUUCGAAAGAAGACAUUAUUCUCGCCCCCAAGAUUAUAUACCAUGGGGAUGUAAUUCUUUGGGACAACAAUGAUUUGAAAUUUGGGGGACUUGCAAUAUUUAUGACAGAGAUUCCGAAAGGUGACAAAGUCACGAAAAAACUGAUUGAUUUUGGGUUUCAUCAAUUGCGACUAUUAUCUGACCUAGGAAUAUAUCCUGCAUAUUUCUUAAGAAAAAAUUAUAUACUAACCCCAGAUGAGAAAGUUGUGUGGGUUGGUUAUGGUAAAACGAGCUUACUCUCAGAUUUGGAAACAAAUACCCAAAGAUUUGAUCUGAUAUUCGAUAGUGAAGUGUGA
This is a messenger RNA of Saccharomycopsis crataegensis, 1677 nucleotides long. RefSeq lists its product as uncharacterized. Lineage: Eukaryota; Fungi; Ascomycota; Saccharomycetes; Ascoideales; Saccharomycopsidaceae. The coding region runs from base 1 to 1677 and encodes 558 amino acids. The transcript has a single exon. The record is from RefSeq and is a predicted model, not a curated record.